Diceros bicornis minor is the source of this 3965-nucleotide messenger RNA. It is a transcript of the gene CSTF2T, whose product is annotated as cleavage stimulation factor subunit 2 tau variant. Gene Ontology annotation, molecular function: mRNA binding. Lineage: Eukaryota; Metazoa; Chordata; Mammalia; Perissodactyla; Rhinocerotidae. The record is from RefSeq and is a predicted model, not a curated record. Gene Ontology annotation, cellular component: mRNA cleavage and polyadenylation specificity factor complex. The coding region runs from base 257 to 2122 and encodes 621 amino acids. Gene Ontology annotation, biological process: mRNA 3'-end processing. The transcript has a single exon.
GAUUAAGAGACGAGAAAGGAAUCCUGCGUCUGGGUAAGAAGGAGCUGACAGAACCACAAACGAUCAAGGGCAAAAAGCAUUAGCUAAUUAAGUUAGUGGAACAAAGAGGCGCAGAUUUCGCGGAACGACUCAAGCCGACUACUGAGGUUUCUGCCCGGAGUUUAAAAGCUGCUUCCGUUGCUCAGCGGAAGUGUGGGUCGCAAGAGGACGACUCUGGGAAGAAUCCGUUCUCCGCCGUGUCUGCACAACCGGAAUCAUGUCGAGCUUGGCGGUGAGAGACCCAGCAAUGGAUCGAUCACUGCGUUCCGUGUUCGUGGGGAACAUUCCGUAUGAGGCAACUGAGGAGCAGUUAAAGGACAUUUUCUCAGAGGUUGGUUCUGUUGUCAGUUUCCGGCUGGUGUACGAUAGAGAGACCGGAAAACCCAAGGGUUAUGGCUUCUGCGAGUAUCAAGACCAGGAAACCGCGCUUAGUGCCAUGCGGAACCUGAACGGGCGGGAGUUCAGCGGGAGAGCGCUUCGGGUGGACAAUGCUGCCAGUGAGAAGAACAAGGAGGAGUUAAAGAGCCUAGGGCCUGCAGCGCCCAUCAUUGACUCACCCUAUGGGGAUCCCAUCGAUCCAGAAGAUGCCCCAGAAUCAAUUACCAGAGCAGUUGCUAGUCUCCCCCCGGAGCAGAUGUUUGAGCUGAUGAAGCAGAUGAAGCUCUGUGUCCAAAACAGCCACCAGGAAGCUCGAAACAUGUUACUUCAAAACCCACAGCUGGCUUAUGCACUGUUGCAGGCACAAGUAGUGAUGAGAAUCAUGGAUCCAGAGAUUGCUCUGAAAAUUCUGCAUCGCAAGAUACAUGUCACACCACUCAUCCCAGGCAAAUCUCAGUCUGUCUCCGGCCCUGGCCCGGGUCCUGGGCUAUGCCCAGGCCCUAAUGUUCUGCUCAACCAGCAGAAUCCUCCAGCCCCUCAGCCUCAGCAUCUGGCUAGAAGACCUGUGAAAGACAUCCCUCCUCUGAUGCAGACCCCGAUCCAGGGUGGAAUUCCAGCCCCGGGGCCAAUACCAGCCGGGGUUCCUGGACCUGGUCCCGGUUCCUUAACUCCUGGUGGAGCAAUGCAGCCCCAAGUUGGAAUGCCAGGGGUUGGUCCGGUGCCUUUAGAGCGAGGACAGGUGCAGAUGUCGGAUCCUAGAGCGCCUAUGCCUCGUGGACCCAUGACUGCUGGUGGCCUGCCUCCUCGAGGACUGUUAGGAGAUGCUCCCAAUGACCCACGUGGAGGGACUUUGCUUUCAGUCACUGGAGAAGUAGAGCCCAGAGGCUAUCUUGGUCCACCUCAUCAGGGUCCCCCUAUGCACCAUGCCUCUGGUCAUGACAACCGUGGCCCUUCUUCACAUGAGAUGAGGGGAGGGCCAUUAGCAGAUCCCAGACUGCUAAUUGGAGAGCCCAGAGGACCUAUGAUAGAUCAAAGGGGCCUACCUAUGGAUGGCAGAGGUAGUAGAGAUUCUCGAGGGAUGGAGACUCGAGCCAUGGAAACUGAGGUCUUGGAGACACGAGUAAUGGAGAGAAGAGGAAUGGAGACCUGUGCAAUGGAAACCAGAGGAAUGGAAGCAAGAGGCAUGGAUGCAAGAGGAAUGGAGAUAAGGGGCCCUGGUCCUAGUUCGAGAGGCCCUAUGACUGGUGGAAUCCAGGGUCCUGGACCCAUUAAUAUGGGGGCAGGUGGUCCUCAGGGACCCAGACAGGUCCCAAGCAUUUCAGGGGUGGGAAAUCCUGGAGCUGGCAUGCAGGGGGCAGGCAUACAAGGAGCAGGCAUGCAGGGAGCGGGCAUACAAGGGACAGGCAUGCAGGGAGCGGGCAUACAAGGAACAGGCAUGCAGGGAGCAGGCAUACAAGGAGUAGGCAUGCAGGGGGCGGGCGUACAAGGAACAGGCAUGCAGGGGGCAGGCAAGCAAGGUGGAGGCCAGCCUAGCAGUUUUAGUCCUGGGCAGAGCCAAGUAACUCCCCAGGAUCAGGAAAAGGCAGCUUUGAUCAUGCAGGUUCUUCAACUGACUGCAGAUCAGAUUGCCAUGCUGCCUCCUGAGCAAAGGCAGAGCAUCCUGAUUUUAAAGGAACAGAUCCAGAAAUCUACGGGAGCUUCUUGAAAAGUUUUAGAAAAUAUUUAGCAGUAGUCCCAGAAAGUUUUUUUGUAAUGGAGAAUGGGUGCAGAAAGCUGACUUCUGCAUCCCCACACUUGAAUGAUUAGAGUUUCUCUCCUCCCAGAACCUAAUCUUAUUUCUUCUUGUUGUCUUUUUCUUUUUUUCUGUUUUCCUUUUUAUUUUUAAUUGGGGGGGUAGGGGGAGGAAGGGGUGGGUCUGUUCAAUUCAUUGUAAAUGUACAAAAAUAACUCUGAACAUGAUUAUAUUAUACCAAAUAGGAUUACAAAGAAUAUUCAGCAAUAUUAAAAAUGUCUACAAUAUGUUAACUACAUUUUUAAAAAUACUGAGUAAAAUGAUGUGAAAACUGCACAUAAAGACUAAGAGAUGACCUAUUAAAAUGGUAAUGUACUAAUAAGAUAGUUUAAGGUUUUUGUUUGUAUAAGAAAAUAAAGAAAUUGACCACAAAAUUUUAAGAUAUAUUUUUUGGUAAGCCAUUUAAAAUACAAAAUCCUGUUUUGGGGGUGAUAGAACGUAUUAGUUGAAGCAUCGUUUUAGUGUUUUGGAAUUCUUUUGAAACAUUAGAGCUAACAGGAUAAGUCUAGCUUGUGGUAUUGGAAUUUUUUUUUUCUAAAGCUGUGCUACCUGAAAAAUCAAGGAAUGCAUCUGGUGUGAUGUGAUGUUUUAUUUAUCUCACCCUUCAGGGACCAGCAAUAUUCAGGCCUUGCCCUGAGCAGGAUGAUUUUGCUGGGACAGUUCUAGGAUCAACCGGGUUACUUAAGUCUUCUCUGAUGAGAGUCAAUAUCUCUCGCACUAUCUUCCCAUUUCUCAGUAGUCUUUAAGCCCUAAAUGUGAAUCUGAGUAAUUCUCUCACACCCUUCCCAAACAUCAGCAUCUAGGGACCAGUUGAUCUGGAUGAGUUAUACACAGCAUUGGGCUUUUCAUAAAUAGUGGAAGGCUUCAUGCAUUAGAGCUCUCAGUUUGCUGGUUACUAGCUUCCAUAUACAGAUGGUAUCCAUCUGGUCAACCAGAAUCAGGAGUUAAAAAUCUUAAUCUGAGCAACAUUUAACAUGCCUUUUAGUUUUCUUAUUUCAAAAUCUACCUAUCUAUCACCAUCUUAUCAGAAUAAUUGAGGCCCAGGUAGGUAGAGAUAUUCUUGUAGCCUUAAUUCCCUGCUCAGUUGGUUAUUACUCACUUUACUUUUUACAAGUAAUAAAGUUAUUGAGUCCUAAUAUAUAUACCCAUGAGACAUUUAAAAAUCAGUAGGAAGGUCGGGCUAUCACAUUUUCUUUAGAGCUACUACCUAAUUUAUUUUUAAGCCUUGAGGAUAUAGACACAAAAAUUUGUGUCAUAGACCAACUAGUAAUUAACAGAACCAUAAACACACAAAUAACCAGAUGAUCUUACUCUGGAGAAGAAAAACCAAUAUCUAGUUAAGAGGAAAAAAUAUCAUUUAAUGAGAGAGCUGAGACUUGGAAAUUGAAUUAUUUUCCCCUUGCAAAGUUUUUACAUCUUAAAUGGGUAAUUCAUUUUUUACAAAGUUUUUAUCCCUAUGCUGUUGUUUCCUGCUACCUGUUUUACUCCUCUUUUUACUGUUGUUGAUACUGUUAACUUUCUCCUGUUUUCUGUAUGCUUCCCCUGUAUUGGAGGGGAUGACUCUCCUUUAUGUGUGAUAGUUCCAGGCAAUAGUAAUUCACCGAGUUGGCUUGAUUCCUUUGAAAUUAUAGUUGUUUUAUCCCAAAGCUUUCACUGAAGGGCUUUAACUGAAAACUAUUAAAUGUUAUGCUCUUGGUUGUAGUAAGAUCCGUGCAUUGUUUAAUGCAGACUAAAUAAAAUGUACAAUUAAGGCUGA